Messenger RNA from Arachis duranensis, 1061 nucleotides. RefSeq lists its product as uncharacterized. Bases 44 to 865 code for a protein of 273 amino acids. Gene Ontology annotation, molecular function: hydrolase activity. NCBI's taxonomy places the organism in Eukaryota, Viridiplantae, Streptophyta, Magnoliopsida, Fabales, Fabaceae. The transcript has 5 exons. The record is from RefSeq and is a predicted model, not a curated record.
AGCGAGUAGGGUUGCGUGGUUGAGUGUAGUGAGUGGGGAAGGAAUGCUGGGUAUUGUGAGAGCAUCAUCUAGUUCCAGAUUGUUCUCUACAUUUCGCAGGGUUUCACCCUUCUCUUCGCGCUUCUCCGUUCGCUCAAUGGCUCACUCUACUCCCUCUUUCAACAAAAUCACCAUCCAAAGGGAUAACACCACAUUUGAUGCAUACGUCGUUGGCAAAGAAGAUGCUCCUGGAAUUGUUGUUCUUCAGGAGUGGUGGGGAGUGGAUUUUGAAAUCAAGAAUCAUGCUGUCAAGAUUUCUCAGCUAGGUCCUGGAUUUAAAGCUCUUAUUCCAGAUCUGUAUAGAGGAAAGGUUGGUCUUGAUGUCGCGGAAGCCCAGCAUUUGAUGGAUGGGCUCGAUUGGCAGGGCGCUGUAAAGGAUAUAGAGGCCUCGGUUAACUGGCUUAAAGCAAAUGGUUCAAACAAGGUUGGUGUGACCGGAUACUGUAUGGGGGGUGCUCUCUCAAUUGCCAGCUCUGUGUUGGUUCCAGGGGUUGAUGCCGUUGUAGCUUUCUAUGGAGUUCCUUCUUCUGAUCUUGCAGAUCCUGCAAAAGCCAAGGCUCCUAUUCAGGCUCACUUCGGAGAGCUUGACAAUUUUGUUGGCUUCUCAGAUGUCACGGCUGCCAAGGCCUUGGAGGAGAAGCUGAAAGCAUCUGGAGUUCCACACGAGGUACACAUAUACCCCGGAAACAGCCAUGCUUUCAUGAACAGGUCACCGGAAGGAGUUGAGAGGAGGAAGAGCAUGGGGUUGCCUGAUCAAGAUGAAGGUGCAGUUCAGUUGGCCUGGUCUCGCUUUGAGUCGUGGAUGACUAGGUACUUGUCAAGCUGAAUUCAGCUUCUUAUGUUACAAUGCUAUACUAUCUCUAGUAAUUAUAGUAAGGAAUAUAAAAUGGUUGUUAUUCUUGUGAGUGAGUGACUAUGAUACUUGUUACUCUUGUGGGGUGUUUCCUGAUAUGAGUGGAUGCAUCUGUUGUGAAGUUUGGCUUAGGAAUAAUCAUAAAAUGGUUGUGGUUUUCUUGUAGUUA